AUGAAAGCAGUCAGGCAACUCUCAACUUCGUCUCGGAUUCUUGCCAACUAUGGAUUCAUUGGUCUUGGUCAGAUGGGCCAGCAUAUGGCCAGACACAUCUAUAAUCAAUUGGAGCCUAAUGAUUCACUCUACGUUCACGAUGUUCUGCGGGAUGCCACCGAGACUUUUGUUAACACGGUGACCAGUGCUUCUCCCGACAGAAAAGACUGUCUCAAAGCAUUGUACAAUAUUUCAGAUUUUGUCACUGGAGUCAAUGCUCAGUUAGAUUACAUUAUCACCAUGGUACCUGAGGGAAGACAUGUCAAGGGAGUUGUACAACAGCUCAUUGAAACUUACCAACAGGGUGCUCCUUCCACCACCAAGACCACUAUUCUUGACUCGUCCACCAUUGACAUUCCUACAUCAAUUGAAGUACACAAUUAUGUCAAACAACAGAUUCCUGAAUUUGACUUCAUUGACACUCCGGUUUCGGGAGGUGUUGCCGGAGCAAGAAAAGGAACGCUUUCGUUCAUGCUCUCUCGUCCUACUGACGAGUCUAUUUCUCCUAGUUUGAACACUCUUCUUAAAAAAAUGGGUAAGAAUAUCUUCCCUUGUGGAGCCAAUCAUGGUGCUGGUUUAGCUGCAAAAUUGUCAAAUAAUUAUCUUCUCGCAGUUACAAACUUGGCGGUUGCGGAUUCGUUUCGCUUGGCUCACUCCUUUGGUCUUGACUUGGUCAAGUAUUCCAAAUUGGUGGCAGUUUCCACUGGUAAAUGCUGGGCCGCCGUCGAUAAUUGUCCUAUUCCUGGAGUGUACCCUGCAGAAUACCGCUUGCCAGUAGAUGAUGGUUAUAACGGUGGGUUUAUCACCAAGUUGACCAAAAAGGAUUUGGUGUUGGCUACUGAUGCUGCCAAGUUCAACGACCGUUUCUUGUUCAUGGGAGACGUUAGUAGACACUGGUACGAAAAGGCUUGCGAAAGAGAAGACAUAGCCAGCCGUGAUUUGGCUGUCUUAUAUGAAUGGUUGGGAGACAUGGAGCAGCAGGCAGACGGUACCAUUGUCGAUAAAAAAGAUGUCUAA
Molecule: messenger RNA, 1056 nt
Organism: Meyerozyma guilliermondii ATCC 6260
Lineage: Eukaryota; Fungi; Ascomycota; Pichiomycetes; Serinales; Debaryomycetaceae
Gene: HPD1
Product: Hpd1p
Exons: 1
Coding region: 1-1056 (351 amino acids)
Biological process (GO): L-valine catabolic process
Cellular component (GO): mitochondrion
Molecular function (GO): NAD binding; 3-hydroxyisobutyrate dehydrogenase activity; NADP binding
Source: RefSeq, a predicted model, not a curated record